This is a messenger RNA of Lagopus leucura (white-tailed ptarmigan), 9942 nucleotides long. Its product is annotated as E3 ubiquitin-protein ligase TRIM62-like. Gene Ontology annotation, molecular function: zinc ion binding. Bases 7739 to 9646 code for a protein of 635 amino acids. The record is from RefSeq and is a predicted model, not a curated record. The transcript has 7 exons. NCBI's taxonomy places the organism in Eukaryota, Metazoa, Chordata, Aves, Galliformes, Phasianidae.
CAUUCUGCAGCCGGUGCCCGAUAAGCCAUACACCCACCCAGCACCCGGUUGGUGAGCCGGAUCCGUGCCCACCACCGGCGCGCUCCGUGCUGCUGCCUCCGUGCCCAGCAGCGUGAAGGAAGCGUGGCAGCUUUGCUGAGGCUGUGGCUCCUGGCUGGCCUGCCGCUGCGUGCUCCAACCCCUGCCUUUUGCCAGGGGCCCGGGCCGCCCGGCACCACUGGAUAUAAGGCAUGCUCAAGCAGCGUCCCCAUGAAAUUUGCUUGCAAACUUGUUCCCCACCUCUGGGAAAGGUGGGAGCGGGAGAGACCCCAGCCUUGGUUGGAGGGAUCCCAACCGAGAGCAGGCCAGGGGGAAAGGAAAUCUCCCUGGUUCCUCAAGCCAUCUCCAUCACCCUCAUUUGCUUUCUGGACACAGAGACCAUUAGGGAUUUAGCCAUUCUUUGUAGAUAGAAUAUAUAGCCUUAACUCUGCCAAUAGAUAGAUUAGAGUCUUCUGGGGUCUCCCUGGUACGCGACUUAGGGUUUUUAUUCUCAUUUCCUCAGUGUGGAUGCCAUUUCAUCUUGCAGGCAGUAUUACCAAAGCCCCCAAAACUGCAGGAGGUUCGGUUCCAGGAGCACUGCCUUGCCGACACAGCCUGCGGCUCCAACCCAGGCCUGUCCCUGACAGAAGGGCUGCCAGCAGCCAUGCAACAGCACCAGUAAGGCAGUGACACAGCUCCACUGGUUCCCACACCUGCCACCAGAGCUGGCCGUGUCCUUGUGCCACUUGGCUCUAAGCCCAGAGCAAGGGCAGAGGUCUCUCCUGCCACAGGCUGUCCCCAUCCUAUCCCCAACCAAGCAUACACGAGUAACCCUGGCCGAGACUGAGCAUCUGCUAUUGGCAAUUGCCUCAUUGUAGCUUUGCCUUUUUCUGUCCUAGUAUUUCCUCACAACAAUGAUGUUUACAUGUGAUUGCUAUAGAGCUUAUGUAGAAUGUAUAUAGCGACACAUUUAGGGUGGGUAGUACUGUCCUGUGCUGUGCUGAUGUUUUUCAGAAAACGAUCAAUCCAAAAAAAAGAGAAAAACAAAAAAAAAGGCCAAGUGGAAUUCUUCCAUCUCCUCCUUGCUCAGCCAUGGGAGCGAGCCCUGGGCUGCUCUCAGCUGGAGGAUGCAUCAAGCCUGGCAGAGGGGAAGGGUAAGCACAGUGGGGCUGCUGGGUCCUCGAGGACCCCCCUGGGGCAGCCUCCAGGUGCACUGCCAGCCUUGGUUUCUGUGAGCCCCCAAAAACAUCCAAAAUUUGAUGUUGCUUUCCUGCGGCUUCCUGUGCCAUCGCAGCACUUCUGCACAGAGGCACGGUGCUCCCUGCAAAUGGGAACUUUGUAACGCACAGAGCCAAUCAGUACUGCAGUCGUAGGAUAGGAAGAGAUGCAAUAAGUGGUCUUUGUGUUGCCUGAAGCCUAUAAGUGGAUUUUUUGUUGAGGUUUGGGGGUUUUCGGUUCUUUUUCCCCCUCCCUUGAAUUUGGACGGCUCAUUGUCCCUCUCCCCUUGAGAAUCGUCUCCUGCACUGAUGCAAUACGCACACAGGUGCUCAGGCACCCUCCUCGCCAGCCCCCAUGCCUCCCCCCAGGUUAGGAUUUGGUGAGCGCAGAGCGUUUCAGCCUGAGAAGCACAGGUGUGGCUGCCUGCCGGCUGGGUUUAGAAUCUCUCAAGCAGGGGUAGUGGUGAAAAAUAAGUUUCCACUGGAGUUUUAUUUUUUUAACGGAAAGGUUUUGUUUGCUCACAGCGCCCAGGGGUGAGGAGGGGCCAAGGAGAGCUCGCUCCAUUCAGGGACUGAGGCUGCUCUGGGUGCAGGGAAGGGCCCUCGCGCCCCUCACCGCUGGGGCACAGCCCAGAGAAACUGGGAGCAAAGGGUAUAUUAAGGUAGGCAAUAAGUAAGGAGGAGAUCUAUUUUUCUAAGAAGUAUAUAGCUCUAGAAUGCCCCCUGAUAGCUGCCUGUGAGUACUGUGGGGAGAUACUAAACGUGAAGAGUUUGAUGAUGAAAUGCCGUUUCGCUGUUUUUGCACAGAUCUGCCCCAUAAAAUCUUGCUGUUCAGGAUGGGAUACCAGGUUUCCUGGCUGGAAUCCAGCAGGUUCCUGGGGCUCCACAGGAGAGGAGCCGAUGUUUCUGAGUCUGGGCUGAAUGCAGAGGACAAUCCCAGGUGUUAGGUUUGAUGCUGCCCCAAAGAUGAGGUUCACCGCGACUCCUUGUCAGCACAGCUCGCUGGGCUGCGCGCCUUCCCCACAGGAGCAGCAGCUCAGGCGCUGCAGUGCAGGCCGAGUGUCUGACUUCAGCGCUGGUCCAUGCGGAGCUGCAUUACAGACCAGCGUUUGGAUUGUUUUGAAUCGUAUUCUUUCUUUUUGGCAUUGUGCUGGAUGACGAACUCCAUCGUUGUUCGUAGCUGAGCCCUGAAGCCCCUUCUGUUCUAUCUCCAUCUGUCCCAGCAAUCUCAAGCAAUAUGAACCAAACUCAGCCUUCAGGCUCCAUUCCUCAUCCCCGGAGCCGUCGCAGCGCGGCACCGCCAACACCGCGUGGCCGGGGGCUGAAUGCAUGUGAGAGAGAGGAAGGUGAAAGCGAUGCAUUUCUCAAGAAAGGUGUAAGAAUUUCACCUAAAAAGGGGCACAUCUGCUUUGUUAUUUAUAAUAAAAGCUAAUUUUUUUUUUUUAAUUAACUAAAAGGACACUGCUGAUAAUUAUUAGGGGCCAGUUCUGCCCCCUUCCUCGUGCUGAGUAAGUACUGCUUAACUCUGUGAUUUUCUGCUUGCAGAGUAAGUCGGAGUGGCAGAGUUGAUCCCUCUGUGAUUAAGAAUCAAGUUUUUAGUCUGAUUUUUUUUAAUUGGUAGCGGUUUUUUAUAUUUCACUUUUUUGUUCCCCCCCCCCCCCCCCCAGUUCCGUUCCGUUGUGUCCUUAUUUAUGUAAUAUACUUUAACCUUAAAAGAUGGCAUGGAUUCCUAUGCCUUUCCUUUAUUAUUAUUAUUGUUAUUAUUUUUAAACAGAGAUUUAUUUCUAGUGUGAUUUAACUGUCUACCUUCUAAAACGAGAGAACGUUUUCUUGUAUUUUUACAUUGUCAGAUUCUAUAGUUUCAUAGAUAAUUUAACCAAAUCGCUCGAUGUAUUAUCUAUAUCUAUCCAGUGGGUAUAAAAGUUCUAUUUUAAAUUGUGUAAAUACUUCAGAACUGGCUUCUUUUUCCAGACUCCCCUGCUGCGGAGUUACUUGUUUACAUCACAAAGACUGUAGAAUCUCUACGCUCAUGUACUGUAAAUAGUGAAGUGAUCUGCCUAUAAAUAAACGAUAACAUAUAUACUACAAACUGGGAAACAAACCGAUCACGAGCAGUGAGUCUGUGCUGCUGGUAUGUCAGGGUACCAAGCAGGCGUUCCGUGCAGCAGGAUGUGGCAGUAGGCUGGUGUGCACUGGCCUGGCUGUGGGGACGUGGGGUUGUGUACAAACUCCAAAAGUUACACUCAUCCAUUUGAGAAAAAAACAACAGAAACAAAAAAUUACAACAAAACCAGCACAAUGGUUUGCUAUUUUGGCAUAGCUUUCUGGUAAACCAACUUCUUCUCACACACCUGGGAAUGCAUUUGUAGCUUCAGUGCCUGCUCUAUCAGUCAGGCAAAACCAGACAGCAGGCACAGCUUGCCCUGUGGGAGGGAGAGGGGCCAGUGACUGGCUGUUGUGCACGGGGACAGCCUCUGAUGCUGACCUUGGCUGGCUGGAAUCAACGAGGGCAGCAUCUUCAGCAUCUUCUGAACACCUGACCUUGAGCAGGGCUGGCUGUGCUCUGAGCUCCCAGCCCUGCAGGGGAACUCAGCGCUGGCACUGUAAGGUUCCGGUCGGGGCUCUGGAGCCCACAUUUGCCCACUUGGGAUUUCUCCAUCUUGACUUGGCCAGAUCUGAUGUGUGUCUUUAGAGGGAAGGCUGGGGAAGGCUUUGGUGUUUUUUUUGCCUCUUGUCAGCUCAGGGACCUCUGCCUUACUCUCCCAGUGUCACUGACCUCUGCCAGCAGCUGCUGCCUGUCUCGCCCAUCUUGAUGUUCUUUGCCCUGCCAAACUUUGCUCUCUCUGUACACCAGCUGUGGAUGCUGUCUAUACUCACUAUGAGCUUUUAGGGGCUGGUGGAGAGCUUGCUCUAGAUGCUGCUCCUUGUGGGUUCACAGUCUGUUCCUUCUUUCUCUCCCCCUCAGUCCUUGGCUGGAUACAUUUUAGUUUUUCAUAUACCAUCUCUACCUCCAAGUACCUCUUCAAACUCACACUUGGAGCCCUCACACUUCUCAGCAGCCUCCUGCAGGUAAGAAGAUACCAUUUCCCAACCAAUCCCUCUCCUCAAAUGCCCACCUCAGUGCUGGGUGGGGGUGAGGCUGCUGUGCCUCAGGCUCUUGUUGCCUGCAUGGCACAGUGGGCUACACCCAGUGUUGGCUGAGCAGACCCUUAAGGAGCCAUGCAGCAGGAGCACAUCUGCCCUGGGCGAGCCACAGCAGCUCAGCAGCAGCUGCAGUGGGUGAGGUGCAGGCAGAGCACUCUUGCAAAUGUGCUGGGGCUCUCUGCUUGUCUGAGCAUCUCUGCUUCCCUUUCAGUUUGACAUCCACAAGGACCCACAUGUGCAGAGCACUGAAGAAAUGGCACAGGAUGCUGAGCGGAGCCGUGUGGGGAUCUGUCCUCCACCAGCCUGUGGGGCAGCAAAAGGAUCUCCCCACUGCCUUCACAACAACGAUCGUUUUAGAGGGAAACUAUCUCCACUGCAGCAGUGCACGUGUCCUGGGUGUAAUCCUCCCAAAAAAGGAGCACGAGGUGCCCCGGGCUCACAGCAGUACCCUGGAGCACAAAGGAUUUACUGCCCAUGCAGAACACACUGCUCCAGGGCGCAGAGAGGAACUACAUUUGCCUAUACCGUGCCACACUCCAACCAUGAUUUGUAUCUGCUCACGUUGAUUUGUAUCACAAGGAGUCUUCAUUUCAGUGAGUUUGCAAAAUAUCAGCAUCUGCCCGGAGAGAGGCAGUGCAAGGAUUCAGCUCACUGCUGCUGCGUGGGCAGUGAAAGCCUGUGUUCUCAUCACCAACAUCUCCAUCCCUCACUGCGAGCCACUCAUUUCAGGUCCAGGCAGGAACUCAGCUGUCCAAGGAGAACAGAGAACCCGUGCUCCCUACAGGUUGGCAGGGGAAGGCACUGCAGCAACGAAGUGCCUGGACCAGAAGCAUUCCUCCCAUGGCCAGCCUGGCUCCGGUUGGUACACGUGGCUGUUCUGAGGGACACACAAGACGUGGGGAUGGGCUGUUGCUGCCAUGCCAAGGAGAACAGAGGCCAAAGAAGAAUUGAAAAGCCUGUUUGGCUGAAGCAGCACACUGUUGUGCCAUGCGGGUCACCAUGCAGACAGCCCAGGAGAUAACAGCAAAUUAUUUACAGUGGUCAUUACCUGCAGCUUCCAGAACCUUCUGGCUAUCUAAACUCCUGAAGAAAAUUAGGGAGAUUAAUUCUUUCUUCAGUGAAAAGAUUAAUAACUCUAAUUAAUUGAGGGUAAGAAAACCAUAUUUCAGGACAGUGCUGAAAAAAUAAACUAUAAACCCUACAGAGGAGCAAAAAGUAAUGAUAAAGGACCCUGAGCUUUUGGGAAUGACAAGAAUACAGAAGUGGGCCAAGGUCACAAGAAAGCUUGGGGAGCAUGCAGUGGGCUGAUACGGAGGGAAGAAUUGCACCCAUCCGCACCAGCUGCAGUGCAUGAAACAGGACUGGGAGUUGAAUAUCAUCAGGAAGAGGUUUGUGUGAUAAAUUCCUGUAAAAUAAGCACCUACUGCUCCUUUGGGCAUUUAACUGAGCACAGCACACUUGCCCAGACGCUCUGCACCAGCCCCUGCAGACAGGUUGCAGUGAGGGCUGUGCCACCAGGGGCUGCAGGGACAGUUUGUGCUCGGACAUUGCUACUGACCAUGGCCAACAGCUUCUGGUAAGACAGGAAGGGGGGAGUCUUGACUGUUUCAGGCAGCUGUGGGCUACAUGGAGAAACAAUACUAGGAAAGAGAAAGGGAAAGCAUGUGACAGAAGGGUAAUUUCUGCACAUGUGUAAAUCAAACCAAUUAAAAGCAGCUAGAACCAGGUUCUAACGUGAUUUUCAGCUUUAGAACAGAGUUGAUUGGAAAGCUCCUUUUUCUCCAAACCAUAAUUUUAUUCUUUUUUUUUUUUUUUUUUUUUGGAGAGAAGGUUGUUGCAAAACACCAGGAUCUCAUGGGCCAUUGCAGGUUUUUUAAGCAGGAAGUCAAUCUAACUUCAAAUUUGAUGCUCCAUUCCCUGAGAUACUUCUUCCUCUUAUCUAUCUCCUCUUUAAGAGAAGCCAGUGACUGGCUGUUGUGCACAGGGGCAUCUUCUGAUGCUGACCUUGGCUAGCUGGCACCUGCCCAAUGAGGGACAGCAUCUUCAGCAUUUUCCAAAUGCCUGACCAUGAGCAGCAUCCCUCUCACAGGAUGUCAGCUCCAUGUCAGAGCUCUGAGAAUGGUUGUGUGACAGCAAAUACAUGCUUUGAAAAUGUCUUUGGUGCUGCCCUGUUGUAUGAGCCACGUUUGCUGGAGUGACCUCAGAUGUGCCAAAGGGAAAGGUUCAUGAAUGCAGGAGCCAGGUGCUUGUGUCCAGAGUGGAGGAGUGCAGCAGUGCUGUUAGUGGGAAGGCAGAGGCUGUUGUUGAGAGGAGCAGAGAGCAACUUCUUCAGUGAGAUGAAGGCAGAGAGGAAACAAACAUUGCAGGAGCAAUAGGUGCACUGAGUUGGAGGACUGUUUGUGGUAAUGAUCAAAUCCCAGCCAACCUCAAUCUUGUAGGUGCAGUAUUUGCUGCUCCACUUGGAUAUAUAUAAGACCAUAGGACCCCAUGGCAUUCAUCCCAGGGUAUUCAGAGAGCUGGCCAGUGUCAUUGCAAGACCUCUCUCAAUGAUUUUUCAAUGGUCUUUAGAGAAGUCCCAGGUGAUGGGAAGCUGUCAAACUCUCCAGUAUUCAAGAAGACCUAGACAGAAGACCCUGGUAGUUACAGGCCUGUCAGUCUCACUUCAGUGAUAACCAGGGUAAAAUUAUGAACAAAAUUAUGCUGGGAGUUACUGAAAAACACUUGCAGGACAAUGUGGUCAUUGGUCACAGCCAACACAGGUUCCUAAGGGAAAGGUCCUGUUUAUCUAACUUAAUUUCCUAUUAUGACAAGGCCAUCCACCUAGAUGAGGAAAGGAAGUCAGCUGAUGUUAUCCUUUUGGAUUUCAGUAAAACUUUUCACACUGUUUCUCACAGUAUCCUUCUGGAACAGCUGUCCAGCAUACAGUUAGACAAAAACACCAGGGUCACUUCCAACUCAGGAUCUUCUACAUAUGAUAUCUACAUGACUCUAUGAUUCCAUUCUUUGUACAUGUCCUAUUUUUCUCCCUGUUCUUACAUCUGCUCCAGGACCUUUCAGCACACCCAUAGGAGCAGAGGAGCGGCUCAGCCCCAGGCAUUGCCACCUGUCAGCAUCAGACCACCAGAGCUGGGUACGGCCUGAAGGCCUGCACAGAAAUGCAGAGAGAACAGAGGGAAGCGGCUCUUAAAUAAGGAGGAACAAAGGUCUGACUCAAAUGCUGAGGGAAGGUGAGAACUUGGGCAGUGCUGGAGCAGGGAGAAAGUGACACGGGGCCAUGCUUUGAGGAUGGAGGGCCCCAGAGGUCAUCUCAAGAAAUUUCUAGAAAGGACCGACAGAAAGAAAAGUGAAACCGGCUACAGAUGGAAGCCGAGGGCCGCACCUCUCAGCCGCCGCUCUUCCCGUUCAAGGAGGGCUGCCUACUUGCUGCGCUCAGCUCCGGCUGCGGCUCUGGGGAUCCCCAGGGGGCCGGGCGGCCCCGGCAGUGCAGGAAGGAGAGCCGUAAGCCGAGGGGGCACCGCGCCCUCGCGGGAAGUGCCGGCAGUUCCCAGUCCCCGCCCAGCCAGCUCAGCGCCGCGGCUCUUUUCGGCCCGGCCUUCGCCCUGUUGAAUCGUGCGUUUGCAGACGCCAUGGCGGAGCCGGGGGUGCUGAAGGCGUUACAGGAGGAGCUGAUCUGCUCCGUCUGCCUGGACGUUUACAGGAACCCUGUGUCCCUCAGCUGUGGCCACAGCUUCUGCGAGGAGUGCAUCCAGGGGCUGCUUCGCAGUCAGCGUUGCCCGCAGGGCCUCGUCAGCUGCCCGCUGUGCAGCGCCCAGGAAGCCCUUCCUACGAAGCUGCAGCCCAACAUCCAGCUCCGCAGCGUAGUGCAGAAGUUUUUGGACACCAGUGAGCAAAAUGCCGCUCUUGAAGAGAAACUAAAACGUGAAGUGGAAUGUGGAGAGAAGGGAGAAAGUUCGGACCUGCAUGAUGAGGAGAUCAUGUGUGAUUUCUGCCUUGAGAAGCCUCAGCCAGCAGUGAAGACGUGCAUGAACUGCGAGACCUCCCUGUGCCAGGCCCACCUGGGCAAGCACAGCACAAAGGCUUUCCUGACAAGCCACGUCCUGGUGGAGCCCUGUGAUGCUCGUGUUUUGGCAGAGAGGAGAUGCGCCCAGCAUGGCAAGCUGCUGGAAUGCUACUGUGUGACGGACUCGGUCUGUGUCUGCAUGCUGUGCUGUGCCACCAGCUCCCACAGGAGCCAUGAAAUCAUCAGUGUGGAAGAGGCUUUUGGCCAAGCACAGAGUGAUUUCCCUAAAGCUGUGCAAAUACUGAAAAAACAUGAAUAUGCAGUGAAUAAAAGCUUGGAAAAUCUGCUGUCACAACAGGAGAAGAUAAAGGCAUUGGAAAGAUUGCACAGGAAUCAUGUGGAGCACUCCUUCAGGUUGAUUUGUGAGCAGCUGGAUAGAAGCAAAACAGAGAUCCUGGGAGCCAUCAGUGACAUUGAGGAGCAACAGCUUUCUCAGAUUGAGCCGUGGAUAAAAGACCACAAAGAGAUGAAGGAUGCCGCCAGCCGCAGUGUGCAGGAGUUGAAGGCUCUGAGGGAUCAGAAGGAUCCCGUACUCUUCCUUAAGGGUUUGUCAGCAAUACAAGCCAGGAAGAGGAAACAAGUUCCUAAUAAAGAUGGCACAGAACUGGCAGAGCAGCUCACUAUUAUGGAUGAAUCAAUGAAGAACAUCAUUCAAGAGCAUUUCCAGCCUUAUGACCACUUAAUCUUGGAUGCAGAGUCCUCAAUGGAAUCAUCAUUUGCUCAUGAACAUCUGACUUUCAAAUCACGUCAAGCAUGUGGACUACAUGUAGAUGACAAGGUGCUCAGAGUAGCUGGGCCAUCUUACCCAUUUCCUGUGCUAAUUGAAAUGCCGUUCUGGGUGUACAGCACCAGCUGCUUCUCGAGCGGCCAGCACUUCUGGGAGGUGAUCACCCGUGACUCAUUGUGCUGGAAAGUGGGUGUCACUGAUAACAGUUUUCAAUGCUACCUGGAAAUGUUGCCUCAGCAUCAUCUCCGUGUGUUUCUAGAUAAAAGACAGAUUAAAGUCCAUUUACUUAACACAGCCAUCAGAAUGGUCAGGGUACAACUAGACUGCGAAAGAAAGACAGUGUCAUUUUUUGAUGUGUCUGUCAAGGAUUAUUCGGGCUCUUCUAGGAGCUGUGUGCCCAUAGCUGCAGUAAUCAUCCCUGCAAGCUCUCCUGUCUAUGCUAUCUUCAGCAUUUCUCAUGGCUCCCUUUCACUCACAUAGUGACCUGGGGGAAAGGCUGCCUUGCCUUUCUGCACCUUGGUUCUCUAUAUUUUGGGGCUGCAGCUGCACAGACUCUGCCACAUUAGCGCAGUAUAAGCCAGGCUUCAGGCCUGCUCCUGAGCUAUAAUAAGGUCUUUUGCAGCUGUGGGCUGAGUAAGAGAAUGAGAAAAUGAGGCUCUACCAUCAAAUACAUCUCCUCAGGUUUUCAGUACUUCUGUUUCGAGUAUUGUACUUUUGCUGAACUGUAUGGAUUGCUGUGUUGGAUGGAUAUUAUUAAAGUAAUUUUGUUCACAAAA